AACGUCACUAUCCGUUUCCGGGCUGCGGUGGUGGGGGCCCGUCCUCGUGUGCCGGAGUGUCGACUCGCUUUCUGCCUUUUCCUCCUGUUUUCUUUCUCCCCCCCCCCCCCCGGGCCUUUGACGGUUAUGGCGGUGCGGGCGAGCUUCGAGAACAACAACGAGAUCGGCUGCUUCGCGAAGCUCACCAAUGCCUACUGUCUGGUGGCCAUUGGAGGCUCCGAGGGUUUCUACAGUGUAUUCGAAGGAGAGCUUUCGGACACUAUUCCUGUAAUUCAUGCUUCUAUUGCUGGAUGUCGAAUCAUUGGCAGAAUGUGUGUGGGUAACCGGCAUGGUUUACUAGUCCCAAACAAUACAACUGACCAGGAACUUCAGCAUAUGCGAAACAGCCUUCCUGACUCAGUGCGAAUCCAGAGGGUGGAAGAACGUCUUUCUGCAUUGGGCAAUGUCACUGCAUGCAAUGACUACGUAGCACUUGCCCACCCAGACAUCGACAGGGAAACAGAAGAGAUUUUAGCUGAUGUUUUAAAAGUCGAAGUAUUCAGACAGACAAUAGCAGACCAAGUACUUGUGGGAAGUUACUGUACAUUCAGCAACCAGGGAGGAUUGGUACACCCUAAGACCUCUAUAGAAGAUCAGGAUGAGCUUUCUUCAUUGUUGCAAGUCCCUCUUGUGGCUGGAACUGUUAAUCGUGGCAGUGAGGUGAUUGCAGCUGGGAUGGUUGUAAAUGACUGGUGUGCCUUCUGUGGUCUGGACACAACCAGCACAGAAUUAUCUGUUAUUGAGAGUGUCUUCAAACUUAAUGAAGCACAGCCAAGUACCAUUGCUACCACUAUGAGAGAUUCUUUGAUUGAUAGCUUGACAUGAUGUGCUCCAGGAACACUGCAGGUGUGAAAUGCCAAAUCGUGAUCUUGACUGCUCACUAAAGCAAAUUUUUCAAGUCCAAGGAGUUAUCUACCACAAUCACAGUUUAAAUUCCCUUUCCUUUGGCAAGCCAGACUUGAACAAGAAAAAAACAUUAUAUCCCUUUGUUUUGUUAA
Molecule: messenger RNA, 1037 nt
Organism: Thamnophis elegans (Western terrestrial garter snake)
Lineage: Eukaryota; Metazoa; Chordata; Lepidosauria; Squamata; Natricidae
Gene: EIF6
Product: eukaryotic translation initiation factor 6
Exons: 6
Coding region: 127-864 (245 amino acids)
Biological process (GO): maturation of 5.8S rRNA; ribosomal subunit export from nucleus; cytosolic ribosome assembly
Cellular component (GO): cytosol; preribosome, large subunit precursor; nucleolus
Molecular function (GO): ribosomal large subunit binding
Source: RefSeq, a predicted model, not a curated record